This is a messenger RNA of Vanderwaltozyma polyspora DSM 70294, 1044 nucleotides long. RefSeq lists its product as uncharacterized. NCBI's taxonomy places the organism in Eukaryota, Fungi, Ascomycota, Saccharomycetes, Saccharomycetales, Saccharomycetaceae. The coding region runs from base 1 to 1044 and encodes 347 amino acids. The record is from RefSeq and is a predicted model, not a curated record. The transcript has a single exon.
AUGAACUAUUCUCCUAUCCAGAUAGCUGUUCCACUAGCUGUUCUCCCCCCUGUGGGUGUAGCCAAUAUAUCCUUUGAUAAUUCUUCAACUCAAUCAAGUGAUUUCAGCGAUAUUUUCUUGUUCGAGAAGGAUGAUUACGAAAGAGAACUAGAUAAGAUUAUCAAUGAUACUGAGAAACUUUCGAUCUUAAUAGAGAACAAAGAUGCUGUUGUUAAAGAUGAACUGAAUCGUCUGCAAGAAUUUAUAGAAGAUUAUAACGGUGAGACUGAAAAAGAUGCCUCCAUGUCUUCUUCUUUGAAAACCUUAUUUCAAAAAUAUGAUUGGUCCUUCGAUAAAUUCAAUUUACUCUCCAAGGAUAAAAAUCAAUAUAAUGAAUUGGAUCGAAUAGAAGAAAAUGAAAAAUUGGAUAACCCAACUGUAGCCAAGGAUAGUGUAUCAAACUGGUUUAAAUGUUGGAUUCAUAGAGGAAGAAGAAAAAUCGCUGUUAGUUGGAAAAACCGCAAACACAACCAGGAUCAUCCAAUGACUAAUCUAAUAUACACAAAUAACUCACCAUUCACCCCACCAAAUUCUACAGUAACAAACACAGUCCAAGUGAAACCAUAUACUGAAAUUUCACCGCUAUUUCAAGACAGUUCAUAUAGAUUCAAUGAUAACAACACCGCAGAAAGUGUCAUAAGCGAACCAACCCCACAUAAUAAUAGCAUGGUCACAUAUAAAAUUUUGACACCAUUGGUACAGAUAUGUCCAAAUAAAUCAACUUUAGACCUAGCAGGUAAUAGCAGUAACCUCUUGGCAACCCCUGACAUCUUCAAAAAAAAGACUAAUAGUACCAAUCUCUACUCAAAAUCAACCCCAACAAUUGCAGGAUCAAUGAAGGAACAUAUAGGAAGACAUAUAAAUAUGGCACAUAACUCAAUCAAAUCAUGGACAAUGAAAUUAUUCCAAGAAUUAACCAGUGAUAAAUCAAUCUCAAACGAAAUAGAAAGAGGAAGGUCAAGGACGAGGAAAUGGAAUAUGGAGAGAAGAAGAAAUAAAGAAUAA